Molecule: messenger RNA, 4247 nt
Organism: Amoebophrya sp. A25
Lineage: Eukaryota; Dinophyceae; Syndiniales; Amoebophryaceae
Source: the annotation of a GenBank genome assembly
AGCAAGGUGUGAUAUAAACUUCUCGGAAUUGAUGAAUGAAUCGCGCCAGUAGCGCAUCGGAAUUGUCUGUCUUUUACAUUAGCACGACUCGAGGCCUUUUUGUGUCUAGUUUGUUUAAUAGAAUGUUAGCCAAAGAAAUGUUCUCGCCUACAUCUCUCCUUCGUUCUCUCAUCGUGAACAGCGCUGCGUUUGCGGCCGCAGCCUCCCAGCCACCGAAUCUGCGUUCCCUUUCGACAAUUACUCCCUACAUCAACCCUCAAAGGAGCUACAACCUCCAAGAAUUGGUGCCAACAUUGCCUAGUGGUUUUACUCCACUCAGCUACCAAUUCAUAUCGGCGUUACCCACUCCUGUUGAAGGAGCUUCUUCUCUUGUGGUGCGGCAUGCCGAUGGAGGAACUCCUACUUCUCGUUCUCAAGGGUUUCUUCAACCUCAUGCGACAUCAUUGUUCGCUGCGGCAGGUGCGGUGGCCGCGAGCAUGGUGGCAAAACCUCGCACGACAGUGAAAAAUAGAAAUGGAAGUGUUGGAAGGCUGGUGAGGGGUGCUAGUACUCAUGAUCAUGCGCCAACUGGUGCAGCGCGGGGUUCUCCUUACCGGACGACGAGAAUUAUAACCAGAGCAGCGGAAGAACAGAAACAAAGCCAGAAGAUCAAUUUUUUGUACGGUGAUGAAAGAGCUCAGCACCUUCUUCAUGUCGUCGCAGCAGAUACAGGGCGUAGUUUGGUGAUUAUGGAAUAUGACCCGUCAUCAUCAACGGUUGCGGACGUCAAGCAGACGGUCUUAGCGAGCGUCUCUGCGGGGGAAGCGCUUUAUUCUACAUCGUUAGGAAUCUUUCAUUAUAGCUGGUGGAGCUGGAGGGUGUCGUGACCUAUGUACUUAAGUAGACUUAGAAGUUGUGACGUUUGUUAUAUUUUAUAAGACAUGCAGUAGAGUUCAAGUAGAAGGCGUUCUAGGACGGAUCAUUACUCAACGACACCCUCGAAUGAUUCUGCUAUUUGUACCUGCUGUAUCAACAAUCACUUUUCAACUUUCAUCCUCUGACGCAAAGACGCCUGAACGUGAAGGACAACCACGCAAAAUAACGCAGCUUUCUGUUCUUCUGCUACCUGAUCGUGAAGAAGACGAGGAUAGCGAGAUUACUUUUGAAUCCAUGUUUUCCAGAAUUCCUACUAUCCUCGGACCAGAUUCGGGGAAAAUUGCUGAUUUUGUCGCAUCUUCGGAUAAUGGAGACAAGAAAAAGUAUGGCGCGUGUGCUGGCGACGGGAGCAGAAGCGCUAAUGACAAAGGAGCGGGAUUGGUGGCAGAAGACAAGGUAGAGGACCCAGAACAAGACGUGGAACAAACACCUCCAAAAAAGCUGAAAAACUUCAACAUGCCCAAAAUCAAGGCAGUUUUUAUCCGCGAAUACUUACCGGAUAGUGGAGAUGAUGAGGCCGUUGUCGCUGCAGAGAAAGCUGCAAGAAGGUCUGUGAAGGAAGAGAGAACUCAGGAAGAUGCCCUUCUCUAUUCCUUGUCCCUCUUGCCGUCUCGCACCCUGAGCACCUUACACGCGAAAACCAGUGUCCACACUUCAGUUGGCAAGCUCGAAUCCUUCUCGACCAACUUCUUAUUAGGGCUUCCGCUAAUCCAUCAUGAUCAUUUCUACGUGACUCUGAGUUCCUCAGGCACAUGUAUACAGGGGGGAAAACCACGCGCGUUUUUUUUGUGGUCAUAUUAUUAUACAGCGGCGAUGGAUAAGCCUAAGCUAUACGGGGAAAACCACGCGCAUAUUGUCAUAUUUAUACAGCGGCGAUGGAUAAGCGUAAAAAGGGGUAUCAUUUACGCGCACCAUAUUGUCAUAAUAUAGUACACCGAUGGAUAAGCCUAAGCUGGGUACUAGGUCUCUAAUCUUAGGGUUCUCCACCUACUUCUACCAAAAGGCGUUUGGCGACACGCCUCUGCCCAAGAGAUACGAGUUUCCAAGGCAGACGGAGCAGCCUUUCAUCGAAAGUACGCUAUGGCUCCCGGCGCCAGGGGAGAGUGCGCAAGACCUACUCUUCGUGGAGGAAUAUAACCUAAGGGAGAAGUAACUUGACGUUGACUACCUAUGAUGAAAUGAGUGUAGUAGAGCGCGCGACUGACUUGAUUUCGACUAGUACGGACGGAUAAAGUGAGUGUAGAUAGUGACUGGCUUGAUAGUUUAAGUAUAAGUGCCUAGCACGCAGUGAAGAUCUUUUACUUCCACAACUGCUUUGUUUUCAGAUGAAUCCAGCAUGAACCUCUACUCCUAACAAGCCUUCUCUAACUCCAGACCUCUACUCGUAACAAGCCCUCUCUAACUCGAGACUUAACCUUGCUAGAUCUAGAAGCGUUCGAUGAGCUAGUGAACCUCGCGGACCGCAGCCUCACGCGUCUCGAGGAUUUGCGCAAAGCUCGGUUGAAAUCAAACCAAAAACAGCAAAUUUCCGACGACGACUUGGUUGGGCUUUUACGUGCGGCGCAAGCCUUGGUCCGACAUGGAGACGGUGAGGACGAGGUGCAAAACGAGGACGAGGAGGAUCUAGAUAGGAUCUCAUCCCAAGUAGAACCGGCAGGACUAGAAGGGAACAGUCGAAGCAAGGUCAAGGUUUCUGCUAUUGGUAGUGGAGGAAACAAACAACCUCUGACAUCCUCUCAGUUGUUAAACAACUUCUUGCCUUUGUUGCAAGUGGACUUGGAGGAGCUGAGAGAUAUGGUGUUGCAGGCUGACGAGUCGGAGGAGACUGAAAGGGAGGUAAAGCGGCUGGAGGGCGAGUUAUACAAAGAUCCGGUUGUUUAAGACAUGGCACACCGAAGUACUACAUGUUGUAUGUAACUGCACCUAUCAAUAACAAAAGCAUAGUAACCGUCGUUCUAAUUCUUCACAGAGCUAGUUUCUGUCUACAACUCAGUCAGGCGUACCACAAAUCAGAUUACAGUCAACGGGCAACCAUCAAGUUGUACCUGACGUAUUCUUGGUCAGGAUGAAAAAUCUACAUCUUAUAUCCUCUAGCCUCUAAUCUCCAUGGAGCCGCUGUACUCUUCGUCUCCACUAUCUGGCCGCAAAGCUAAUGGCAGAGCCGUCUCCGUUAACCCAGAAAACCAAAGAUUUGGUCAAGAUUACACUCACUUUUACGGGGCAAAGCGCAGGAGGAGACGCACAGGCGGGAGCGACAGAAGAAGCGCAACGAGAAGAGCUUCUGCCGCGGAAGGAUGAAGAUGAACGCGUUUUGGGUGGUAGUUCCAAAGAAGAAGAUGAGAAAACUGAAGAAAGUGCGACUGCGACAAGGUCCUUGAAAAUUACUUUCGCGGCUCAUCCGGAUUUCUACGGCUGGGGUUCACCUUGGCGUUGGUUGACCUACCCACUCAGCCUGAUCAGGUUAUGGCAAAGUGUGCGAGAGACAAAGAAAUGACGCGAUAGUAUCUUCAUUUUGCUACAGCCAACGAGCCGACUCGGCCAUUCAGCCAUCAUUCAAACGAUCGACCUGGUGAGGAGUAUCUAUCAUCUCAGAACAACCUAAGUAGCAGUAUAGUGUUGAUGUUCUCUAAUCAGAAAGGGAUCUCAAAGGCAGCUGGAGUUGACGCCCACGAUCUUCGAAUAUGAGAGCAAGCGGUCCUCGAUUUUCGGCGAACUGAUCCAGCACGAGGAAGCAGAAAGCAGACUGGUGAAGAAGCGAGAGCGCUUCUAUGAGGGUUAGGGGAUGCAUAGGGAUACUUACACAUGAUAGCUGGUUGUUCUACGCAGGAUCACGGGGAAGACGAUGGGACUUCGGUGAUAGUUUGGAUGUCAUCUAAUUAUAUCUCAGGCAUCAGGUUCGGGGUUGGCCAUUUUGGAAAUUUUUAAGGCUGUGGAUGAAUGUAAGGGCCUACAGCCUUCCAGAUAUUACGCCCCUGGCAGGCUUGUCCCUGUUGUUGUGGUGGUGGCGUUACCGAGUAACAUCCACAACCUAAAUAGCAUGCAUUUUCAUGCUGUUCGUAUGCUGAUGGUGGUACGUUAAUCAAAGGCCAUCCAUCAUCAUCAUCCUGAGGGGUUUCAGUGCAUAAGGAUCCCGGUCGCUAUGAUCUUCACACGAUUAGACUCAUAGCCUUGAGCCUGUUGCAAUCAUAUCACUCAACGAGAACACUCAGAAGGAGAAAGACGAACGCAAGCGGAGAACCAACAGACCAAGAGAGAAGAGCCAAACGAUUCAGCUCAGGGAAUGCGGAACACCGAGCGAGUUGGUUGGGCCUUGAUCUUCAUGCGUAACAUCA